Molecule: messenger RNA, 467 nt
Organism: Acaulospora colombiana
Lineage: Eukaryota; Fungi; Glomeromycota; Glomeromycetes; Diversisporales; Acaulosporaceae
Source: the annotation of a GenBank genome assembly
AUGGUCCAUCGGGCAACCUCACACUUGGAAUACAACUAUCAUCACGGAAACUUGGAAUUUCCGCGACCCUCCCGCGCACACACUUCCCUUUGGGCACAUGUAGCCCAACAGGGAUACGACCAAUACAAAAUGAACGGGCACAAUUGCAUGCCCUGUCACACCACUCUCUUUCUUUGGGACAUUCCUCGCCGGGUGGCCUCCCGUAAGGGAGGCAUCCCGAAGGGGACCGCUGCAGGCAUCACCACCUCAAAAAAUGCCCAAACAAGCAGCUCUUUUCCGGUACUAGUCUUCGAACGCGGGGGCGAGAUGCUCGGGGCGCCAUUACAAACAAUGUAUGCCUUCAGCCUGGGCCACAGGGGUGAUCAGCUGUCGGUGGAGGAUCCAUGCCUGUACGAAUGUUACCUGAAAUCUACCCCUUCACAACACUGUACCGAACAAAAUGAGAGUGCUGCGACUGCGACCGCCAG